Pectinophora gossypiella (pink bollworm) is the source of this 614-nucleotide messenger RNA. RefSeq lists its product as uncharacterized. Gene Ontology annotation, molecular function: odorant binding. The transcript is spliced from 4 exons. Bases 12 to 533 code for a protein of 173 amino acids. The record is from RefSeq and is a predicted model, not a curated record. NCBI's taxonomy places the organism in Eukaryota, Metazoa, Arthropoda, Insecta, Lepidoptera, Gelechiidae.
GGUAACAGAAAAUGUUGAAGCCAAUUUUUACAUUCACCUUCGUGCUGUUAGCAUGUUCUUUGACAAAAUGUGCAAAGCCACAAGAAAAUAAUAGGGAUAUUAAUAACAGUGAUAACAUGAAGAUGGAUAUGGGAUCAAAUAUGAAUAUGAAUGAUAAAAUGAACCAGGAUGACAUGAAAGUAGACCCAUUGGCUGUUAUGGCUGAUUGCAACGAUACCUUUAGAAUUGAAAUGUCAUACCUUCAAGCGCUGAACGAUAGCGGUAGUUUUCCAGAUGAAACCGAUAAAACACCUAAGUGCUUCCUUCGUUGCGUGUUGGAGAACACGAUGGUGGCUUCAGAAGAUGGGAUUUAUAACCCGGUUCAGACAGCGUCGGUCUUCGCUGGAGAACGAGGAGGGAAAGUCAUGGAUGACUUAGAGGAGAUGGCCACCACGUGUGCUGCGAGAGAUGAAUCCUGCAAAUGUGAGAGAGCUUAUCAAUUCUUGAAAUGCUUGAUGGAAAAAGAAAUUGAAAAAUAUGAAAACACCGAAUGAUAAUGUUUACUUUGAUAACAUUCCGACUAUAUUAUCCGGCUAAAUAAAUGAACAUUCUAAAUAAGUUAUUCAAUAAAAAGU